Aphis gossypii (cotton aphid) is the source of this 1854-nucleotide messenger RNA. RefSeq lists its product as uncharacterized. Gene Ontology annotation, cellular component: chitin-based extracellular matrix. Gene Ontology annotation, molecular function: structural constituent of chitin-based larval cuticle. The coding region runs from base 39 to 1523 and encodes 494 amino acids. Lineage: Eukaryota; Metazoa; Arthropoda; Insecta; Hemiptera; Aphididae. The record is from RefSeq and is a predicted model, not a curated record. The transcript has 2 exons.
CCCGCACCGAUGUGACCGUUGUCAAUACACUCGGAGCAAUGGUCUCGUCCACAACCAUCUUACAGGUACUGUUUUUGGCGUACGUCGCGGCGUCCGGCGAAUCGCCGAGCGCAAAGGCCGCCAACAAGCAAUCCGAACCAGUGCCGGUGGUGGAUGCCGAUGACUCGGGUAAGCGCGUGACCGCGGCCACGACUCCGGCCACACAGCCCAAAGACGUGUCCAUCCUCAAGCAGAUCAACAAGGUGAACGAUGACGGUUCUUACACGUUCGGGUACGAAGCGUCGGAUGGCAGCUUCAAAGUGGAAACGCGCGACGUGGCGGGCAACGUGAAAGGCAUGUUCGGGUUCGUGGACGACGCGGGACGGCUGAAGCGAGUGUCGUACUCGGCCAGCAACUCGUCCGGUUUCCAGGCGGCCGGCAGCGAGUCUCCGAGGCCGUCGCCGGACCCCACCGAGCAGACGACUGCCGAUCGGGGGAAUAAAAAGGACGACGGUGGUGACAAGUCGGACAACAAGUUGGACAACGGCAAGUCGGUCGGCGUGAAAAAGGUGCUGGUGUCCAAGAGACCGGUCACGAUAGCCGUGACGCCCGAUUUGAUGGAGGAAACGGACUCAGACGAUCGACGACGAUGGCGCGGUGGCAACGACCUGCGCAGACAGCUGCCCAGGAACGAAGACGGAGACGCGCCCGACGUGUACGGCGUGCACGGCCGGUCCAGCCUCCAGGAGUCGGGACCCGUGUCGCCCGUCGUGUCAGCGCUCAUGUCCGAGCUGAUGCCGGUCAGGUCGUCGUACGACCGUCCGGCGACGCCACCGUCGGUCGAACACCGCGAUAACGCUGUCAGCAGCAGACGAGCGGCGCAGGAGCUGCAGGACGAAGGAGACGACGUCGGCCAGCAGUACGGUGGCCCGGUUCAGUACCACGAAGGGCGGCUCCCCGUCGCGGUAUACCAGCCGCGGGCAUCGUACCCGGCGACUGCGGCCGCACAAACCACAUACCACAACAGUGGUAUGUUGCCGUACCAACAACAGCGACCGGUCGCGUACAUCGCACCGCCACCGCCGCAGCGCGGUCCCAGUCUGGUGGCUCUUCGGGACGAACUCAUGGAGCUCAUACUGUCGUUCGUACAGGCGCGCGUCUCGCAACUCGUGUCCGUCGCCCCUUACCCAGCGCCCGUCCCGUACCCGAUGCCCUAUCAGCAGCCCAACUACUACGUGCCCAGUUACUAUCAAGGGCCCCGGAUUCCGGGUCCGACGACCGCCGCGGUGCGGGGACAGGAAUCGUCGUCGCCGAUAGUCACUCAAACGCUCAAGGACGGACUGAUCCGGAUGCUGUUGUCCACCAGCCCGCGUUAUGACCCGGAAAGCAGGAUAGGCGAACGUUCGACGACCAGGCUGGCGUACCGUAGUACGACAACGCAGCAGACGCCGGUCAGGAGCGUGCAGAUCGUCAGUGGCGGCGACGACGACGACGACGGGCGCGUGACAGACAGCAGACCUGUAACGACCGAAACUCCGGACUAGCGCUGCCGCUGUUACUUUAUAUUGUUAUUUAAGUUGAAAGUCCAAGUGAAAAGAGUACCGUUAAUUAUUUUAUUAUUGUUGUUAUCAUUAUCAUCAUCAUAAUUAUUAUUAUUAUUAUUAUUAUUGCUAAUAUUAUUGUUUUUAUUAAUUGCAUUAUUAUUUCUAUGAAUUUUUAUUUAAAUGAUUUUUUUUUUUAAUAAAAUCGCUUUGGAAAUUGCUUAUAGUCCACCAAUCGCUUAAAGUACAGAGUUGUUCUAUCAUGAUAUUGAAAUAACUAUUAUUUUAAUAAUCAUGCAAAAUUGUACUUAGCCAGCUACUACUGUUGCCGAUG